Molecule: messenger RNA, 4435 nt
Organism: Octodon degus (degu)
Lineage: Eukaryota; Metazoa; Chordata; Mammalia; Rodentia; Octodontidae
Gene: Hycc2
Product: family with sequence similarity 126 member B
Exons: 11
Coding region: 253-1764 (503 amino acids)
Biological process (GO): phosphatidylinositol phosphate biosynthetic process; protein localization to plasma membrane
Cellular component (GO): plasma membrane
Source: RefSeq, a predicted model, not a curated record
GGCAUUACCUGACACUCAGAUCACCAGUUAUGCAGCCACUUUACACCGGAAGAAGACACUUGUGCCAGCCCUUUACAAGGUUAUUCAAGAUUCGAAUAAUGAGAUACAGCCUCCAAGAGUGCCUCUGCUGUACACCUGAGUGAGUUUGAAGAAGUUCAGCUCUUGGAGCCUGUCUGCCAUCAGCUGUUUGAACUCUAUCGCAGUUCUGAGGUUCGACUCAAGAGGUUCACACUGCAGUUCUUGCCAGAAUUGAUGUGGGUUUACUUACGGCUUACGGUUAGCCGAGACAGACAGAGUAAUGGGUGCAUUGAAGCGCUUCUCUUAGGAAUUUACAAUUUGGAAAUUGCUGAUAAAGAUGGAAACAAUAAGGUUUUGUCUUUCACUAUCCCUUCUUUAUCCAAACCUUCAAUUUAUCAUGAGCCCUCAACGAUUGGGUCCAUGGCUUUGACGGAAGGUGCUUUGUGUCAGCAUGACCUCAUCAGAGUCGUUUACAGUGACCUUCAUCCUCAGAGGGAAACGUUCACUGCACAAAACCGGUUUGAAGUCCUGAGUUUUCUCAUGCUGUGUUAUAAUUCUGCUAUUGUGUAUAUGCCGGCCUCAUCUUACCAGUCCCUUUGUCAGAUGGGCUCCAGGGUUUGUGUGAGUGGGUUUCCUCGGCAACACGAAAAACACUGGAAAGAACUCUGUGGUCGAAUAGUAUUGGAUCCUGAAUUUAUGGUGCAGCUCCUCACGGGGGUUUAUUAUGCCAUGUAUAAUGGACAGUGGGACCUUGGCCAGGAAGUUCUUGGUGAUAUCAUUUACAGAGCUCAACUAGAACUCUUUUCUCAGCCACUAUUGGUUGCCAACGCCAUGAAAAACUCACUGCCAUUCGAUGCUCCCGACUCCUCCCAAGAAGGCCAGAAGGUCCUGAAAGUGGAAGUCACCCCAACAGUGCCGAGGAUUUCUCGGACUGCAAUCACAACAGCUUCAAUCCGUCGUCACAGGUGGAAAAGAGAAGAUGGCUUUGACUUCUCAAACGAGGCUGACUCGAGCAUUCCUGGCUCCCCGAUCCAACACGACUCCACUGACCUAGGGAUCAAGCGUGUGCAAGAGGGGGAGGUGCCGGUGCGCAGGACCCCUGAGCACCGCUCGCCGGAGCCCAACUCGGCAGCAGCCACAACUGAGGGUGCUGAAAGCAUAAAUGGAGAAGAACUUGCACACCUGAAUGAUGCUGAUGAAGGGUUUUCAUCAGGGGCUUCCCUCAGCAGCCAGCCAGUUGGGACCAAAGCAUCCUCCUCCUCUCAGAGAGGAAGCUUGCGGAAAGUGGCCACUGGGCGUUCAGCCAAAGACAAAGAAGCAGCUUCUGCCACCAAAUCCAGUGAGAGCCCUCGAGAGCCAGUGGUUCGCAAACAGUACGGACAGCAGCCUACUGACCUUAGUGCAGAUUCAGUUGAGCUGACACCAAUGAAGAAACACCUGAGCCUGCCUGCUGGGCAGGUGGUGCCAAAAACCAAUAGUCUGAGUCUAAUCCGGACAGCCAGUGCUUCCUCCAGUAAAUCCUUUGACUACGUCAACGGCAGCCAAGCAGGUACUAGCAUCGGGGUCGGUCCGGAGGGAAUCACCAAUCUAGCCACUCACAGUGCUAACCGUUACUCAACCAUCAGCCUCCAGGAAGACCGGCUGGGUCAAGCUGGGGAUGGGAAGGAGCUCCUCAGCCCAGGAGCCCCCCUGACCAAGCAGUCCCGCUCUCCAAGUUUCAAUAUGCAGCUGAUAUCCCAGGUGUAGCUUUGACACGCCCUGUGCUGUUUCUGCUUUUCUUGUAACUGAACAUUUCCUUGUGCAAGAAGACCCUUCAUCCCGCCUUGUGAAAAUACUAGUCAUCGCAGCUGGAUUUGAUUUAGCUCUUCAUAUUCACCCCAUAUUUUUCGAUGGAGACAGCAAUAAGGUUUUCCUUUCUCUCCUCCGCCUCCCUGUUUCCUGUUGUCAGUGUGCUGGGAAGAGUGUAAUGUGCUUGCCUUCCAGGCCUCCCCUUCUCCCUGGGUGAUGUGCAAUCCCUCGUAGGCGGAUCAGUCCCAUUUCAACACUGUGAGACUGAGGGUGCGUUAGAGGAAAUGCUGGAUAUGAUCCCUAUGAAAUGAUUCUUUGGCUUUUGUUUAAAAACAAAACAAAAACGGGUUUGUUCACAUAAUCUAUAGAACUAUGAAGAUGACUGGAUCGUAUUUUUUUCUGUCUUAACCAGGAGUGCCUCAGAGAUUGUGCUACGACUUUGGACUUCUCUGAGUCUGCAGUCGUUUUCUCAAGAAGUGCGGGGAAGGGUGGCAGGCUGCUGUACUUUCUCAUGAAAAUGAGGGUGGCUCCCUUCCCUGCGUCUCCUUCAUUGGGGACAUAGACACUCGUUGCGAAGGCAUUUAAGUCAAAUUGUGACCCCCUUCUUUGAGAGCUGGGCUCUAAGUUGAUGAUGUAGUUGAUAAUGCACUUUUUCAAUGGCUCUCUAGUCAUUAUUAACAUGUCUUCCCUCUUCCCACUAAGACUUAAGGUCUUUUUUCUCCUUAAAGAUCGAACAACUAACAAAUCAGAGAAUCCAGUGGGCAUGUCUGUUUCCCAGGAAUGAUUGACUCGGUGCUGGGGUUUUGUGGGGGAGGGAUUUUGCUUAGUGUGUGUGGGACUGUAUGUGGGGGAAGGUUUUAUUAUUUUGCUUUUUUCUUUUGUGAGCUGAUGAUGACUGAAAUAGAACUGUACGUCUUCAGGUAAAGAGAGGGAUUUCUCAGUCCAUGUUCUGAGCUGUCAAGACUAUUGGAGAAACCCUUUCAGCUGCUUUCUAGAUGUACCUAAAUUCAGUCAGAUCUUUUGGAUUAAAAAACUUAAAAGUCCUGAUAGGUCAUAUAUUCCAAGGAAAUACAUCAGGGACAGAUAAUUGGCUGAAACACUGAUGCUUCAAUGUAAUACAUUUUAUAGAACAUUUCUACCAGGGGGUACUGACUUAAUUUCUAAUAUAAGGACCAUACUGCCUUUAUGUUCAAUGUGAUGCAAUUUGUAAAUCUUCUAAUCCUGUAUCUGCAGAGUUUCUCAUUUUUAUAAAACUUUGAAGUCAUGCCACUAAGCUAGAUACUGAAUGUAUGGAAGUAGCAUUUGGUAACUGCUAAGAGGCCACAAGAGUACAUUACUGCUUAAAAAAUUUUAUGUUUUGAUUUGGUUGGCUAAGACCUGCUACAUCCUCUUGUGAGUCUCAGGCUCUAAUGUUUGCAAAAAGAAGGGAAUAUAUUAGACUUUUCGAAACAGUACUUAACGUGAACUUUAAGUUACCCUUCCACAAACUACAGUGGAGUGCUUUGUACACUUAGUUUCAGUUUAUUAUCAUGAAAGAAAAAUACAGUGAGUUUAUAGAAAGCAAGUAUUCUAAUAAAGUUUAAAGUUUUAUCUCUGCCAACUAUACUUACAGUAAGCUUGGAUUAUAAAAUAACCAGAAAAAAAAUGUUGCUUUUUUGAUACUUAAUCCUCCCCUUUUUAAUUAUAAGGGCAUUUUUCUUUAAUAAAGACAAAUGUUAAGGCACUUUCAUGUUGGAAUCUUCUUGAGAACAGUAAGGUACUUGUGUGACUUUGGUGAUCCAGGGGGCUUGCAGGCUAGCCCAGCUGUUCAAAGUGCCUGCCUGGGCAGACUCGUUUGGACGCAGGGGACUGCAGUUUGACCCCCAGCCCCACAAGCAGCACUGGACCCGCCCCUACAGCAGCCUGAGGCAGCCCCUCCAAAAAGAUCCUUCUGGAAUUUGAUGAUCUGUUAAUUUAUGGAAAACAGACCCUGAACUAGUAGCCUCAAUAUUGCCAAAGUCCAAGGUAGUGGUAAAAGUUGGCAGUUUAUUGUGUGUAUGGUCUGUGUACAUGUAGGUCACAAAGAUAAUUGAGAUAGCCUUAUUUCUUUUCAUUUUACUAUGGGAUGUCAAAGAAAUGAAAAGAAUGCUAAAACUGAAAAUAAGUGAGGUGUAUGAGUGUGCUCAUGCUAAGGAAGAUAAGGCUUCGGAACAUCAGACUUAGCAGGGAGUGAGAUCUUGGCAGAAAAAUUCCUGGUGUAAAAAGUUGUGUGUAUACUGGAUCUAAAUCAAGAAUGAUUUUAGUUACAGCACAAAGGAUGUAACCAAACUACAGCAAAAGCUAUAAAAUUCAUGAUAAAAAUUCCCUUUGUUUAAGAAUCUUAAGUUAUUCCUGCAAAGCUAGUUUUAAAACUUUCUAAUCUUAGAGGACUUCACUUAUUUCCACUCAUAUAAAUAAGAGCUUUUUAUUUUUUUUAAAAAAAGUUUUGUGUAUAUAACCAUUAAUGUUUCAUGGCUUCAUAUUGUUUUCUAUUCCUUCAGUUAUGUGAUUUGACUCCAGUAAGGAAACAUUUCAUUUGGUUUAAGCUUUGCAUUCAGGCUGGGCGAGGUGGCGCACACCUGCGAUCCCAGCACCUGAGAGGCUGAGGCAG